AUGCAACAACCAGUUGUAAUGUAUCUGGGCUGUUUGAUUGUUUUACUGGCUGUGGUUUUUGGAGCCGAGAAAGUUAACGCAGGGCCAAGACCAGAAGAUGUCACGGAGGGAGACGCCAGCGUCAGCGAUGGAGUCGUGUUUUCGAACGCAUCGAAGGUCACCAUCGAAGACAGUAACAUCGAAAUUCUGUUAUCCGAUGUUUUCCGUCCGUACCGUGAACUACGAAUAUUUCACAUGGCAGCCAGGUUGCGCUCGGUUAAGUCGGAUGCAUUUGCAUCAGUGCCAGCGCUCGUCGAACUCAACUUAGAUAACAAUUUUCUCUCAACGGUACCGAAGGAUGCCCUUCAAGAGCUUCGCGUUCUCGAAACGCUCUCUAUCCGGAGUAACCUCUUAGAGGCGUUGUCAGAUGGGGACGAAUUUUUCAGUCUUCCAAAUUUACGGAGCCUAUCAUUAAGUUGGAAUAACAUCAGCUACAUCCAUUCCAAUACGUUCGCGAAUCUAAAUCACCUAAGAACGCUUGAUUUGUGUGGGAACUCCCUGUCGGCACUCGAUGAUUCGAUCUUUCAUAAAUCACCCAUGCUGGAAGAGCUUGAUUUAAGCUUCAACUAUAUCAUCCAGUUCACCAUGUCCCAUUUCCAUUAUUCAAUAGAACUCCGGAAACUAUCACUUGCCGGGAAUCUGUACGACACACUACCGAGCAACAUUUUCGCCACGUUGAGGCACCUAGAGCGGCUAGAUUUAUCAAAAAAUUUUCUGAAAGUCCUUCCGGAACGGUUGGUCUCAUCAAACCACGCGCUUGAGCAACUAGACCUUGGGUCGAAUCUUAUCGAGACCAUUCCAGCAAAUGCGUUUCUCGGGCUGGUAAACCUUUUUAUUUUAAAUUUGCGAAACAAUCGGCUUACCAGUGUGCCAGAAGGCCUCUUGCGAGAUCAGUCUGAAUUCAUACAACUGUCAUGGGAGGGAAACAGACUCGAUCGUUUCGAAGAAGGGUUGUUUCUUGGAAGCAGCAUAGAGCUGCAGAAUAAUCGGCUCCGACUGGUAGGGAAAAUACCAUUGGUGAAUCGUUCGCAUGUGCAGAGAUUGAUGCUGUAUGGUAAUGAAAUCGAAGUGAUCGAAGCUGAUUCCUUGGAUGGUUUGACGAGAUUGGAAGAGAUUUACUUGUCUAACAACCGGAUUGGAGAACUUCCAUCGAUGCUGUUUCAGACAUGCGACCAUCUGCGUCACGUGACCUGCUCGUAUAACAGGCUGACAGUGCUGCGAACAAACACCUUUUCUGGACUGUCUCGACUCCACUCGGUUGAUCUGUCCAACAACCAGCUGAGCAUCAUUGAACCAGCCGUUUUCCACGGAUCACCUGUGGAGUAUCUCAACCUGAACGGAAAUUUACUUACGACCCUCGACAGCUGGGCAUUCUCAGGCACUCGUUUGCGGUACCUGUUCGUCGAUUCCAAUAAGAUUACGUCCCUGGACCAAGAUCUGAGCGUCCUUAAUGAGCUGAGGGAGUUAUCGGCAGCGAAAAACGUCAUAAAGUUUGGAGCGGAAUGUCCACUGAGAAACUUUACGCAGCUGACGUAUGUCGACUUGACGAACAACUCGCUCGACUCAGUAGGCAGUGGUUGUUGGGAGCGUCAAAGCGCCCACACGCAUUCGUUUCGUGUCUCCAUGGCAUUCAACAAACUUUCUGAUCCGCCACUUUUCUCAGGGCGCUUCGACACGCUCGAUCUUUCUGGCAACAACAUUUCGGACCUCGGUGAUGGGAGUCGGUUCCGAGGAUAUCAGGAAAUGGAGACGCUGCUGCUUGGGAAAACAUCCCUCGGUGAGUUGCGAGCGGAAAAUUUCGCUUUUCUGCCAAAUCUAACAGCCAUAACGGUGAGUUCGGACCGGCUUAAGCAAAUCGACGAAAACACGUUUCAUCUGCUGAAACUAAAACGGCUUGAAAUAACCCAUUCACCACUCAAGAAGCUUCCCGCACUAUUACUCAAAGGUCAGACGAUCCUUUUACAUGUAUCGUUCGCUAACAACGAUCUUCUAGAGCUGCAGGAGGACUUUUUCACUGAUUGCAGCCAACUCACGAUGGUCGAUCUAUCUGGUAACUGGCUCACUACCGUCUACCGGCAAUGGUUUGCCGAACAGGCUUCACUUUCUUCCGUGGACCUCUCAGAUAAUAAAAUCACGCACAUCCCAUCCGAUCUGUUUUCGCCAAAGACACACUCGCCUACGAUAUUCUCAAUAGCGGGCAAUGAGCUCGUUUCGAUCGCCAACGCCACGUUCCUGGCGGAAGUGCCAAUUACGUGGCUCAACCUCUCCCGUACUGGGCUGGAUAAUAUCGAUAUCCUUAAUCGGAAUGAAUUCAUCAAUCUACUUGAUGUUUCCGGAAAUCAGUUAGAUCACUUGUUGGUGCGUGCAAAAUACAUAGACGUGUUUGCCAACUCCAACCGAAUCACAUCGCUCCAGUGGGAGAAAAGUGGAAAGUUCGAGUUGGAAAUCCUGGAACUAGCGGACAACGAGCUAGAGCAGCUCGACCUCCGCGUGUUUGAGGCGAAAAGGAUUAGGAAUGUUGACGUAUCGGGAAACCGACUUUCAAAUGUGCCAUUCGAGGCGUUGCACAAGGCUAGAUUAUUGUUGGAACUGAACGUCUCACGGAACAACAUCCGCACGCUUCCGGUGGACCCCAUCAGGCGGUUCAAGCUGGAAACGCUGGACUUGUCAGAAAACCCGAUCGAGGUGCUUCCCGAAGGCUUCCUGAGUUCAGCAAUAGUUAACGAUCUGAUCACGAACAUCGCGAAGUGAUAACUUAUUG
This is a messenger RNA of Anopheles nili, 2800 nucleotides long. Its product is annotated as toll-like receptor 7. Gene Ontology annotation, molecular function: protein binding. The coding region runs from base 1 to 2790 and encodes 929 amino acids. The transcript is spliced from 2 exons. The record is from RefSeq and is a predicted model, not a curated record. NCBI's taxonomy places the organism in Eukaryota, Metazoa, Arthropoda, Insecta, Diptera, Culicidae.